Molecule: messenger RNA, 1203 nt
Organism: Sycon ciliatum
Lineage: Eukaryota; Metazoa; Porifera; Calcarea; Leucosolenida; Sycettidae
Product: zinc finger protein 195-like
Exons: 1
Coding region: 43-1050 (335 amino acids)
Biological process (GO): regulation of transcription by RNA polymerase II
Molecular function (GO): DNA-binding transcription factor activity, RNA polymerase II-specific; RNA polymerase II cis-regulatory region sequence-specific DNA binding
Source: RefSeq, a predicted model, not a curated record
GUAUACCAUUUCCUUUCCAGAGUUGUUGAAGUUCAGUGAGAAAUGGGUGACUUGGAGGAGUCGAUGUCUGACUGCAGUGUGGAUUCGAAUAAACUACCACCAAUGCCGCCAUUGAUGAAGUCGAAGAGGAAUAUGCACGACCAAACUUCUAGAGAGCAUGGUCCAUCAUCCAUUCCACCAUAUCCUGCGUCCAACCUUUUAGAGAAAAACAUGGAGAAAGUGUCGUGGAUGAGAUCUGCUACACUGGUAAAGAGAGAGGACACGAGUAACAUACCCCCUGAGUAUACCAGCAACCUAAUUCCUGUUUCUACUCCGCCAUUGAUAAAAUGGACGAGGAACACGAUUCACUCAGGCAGCACUUCUAACCGUCGGCCAGCUUUCGAACAGACAUUUCGGACAGCCAACGAAAGCGAAAGGGAUGAAACAAUUUCUAGUGCACCUUCUGAAAUGGAAGACGUGGUGCACUGGACUUCAGCGGUCAGCGGGUAUGAGAAACGUGCACCACUUGUGAGAUCAUAUCCUCAGUUUGAAAUGGACUUAACUCCAGCCACAGCGUCAAAUACUGGAGUGUCCGCUGGAAGAACACCUGAAAUAUGGGAGAAACCUGAUGAGUGUGAAAUGCCAGUCGGACACAGGCGUCCUAUCCGACCAUAUUCUGACUCUUCUAAGGCUGUGGCUCAGAAUCAGGUUUCACAAAAGCGUUCUAAGAAUAAGACCUCGCAAAGGUGUCAGUAUUGCCAAAAAGAGUUCAAAAAAGUAUCUCACCUCCGCGUGCAUGAACGUGUUCACACUGAAGAUCGACCAUUCAAGUGUGAUGUAUGCGGGAAGUCUUUCAUUCAGUCAUACAGUCUCAGUGCUCAUAAACGUACUCAUACUGGAGAUCGACCAUUCAAGUGUGAUGUAUGCGGGAAGUCCUUCACUCAGUCAGGCAAUCUAGGUGUUCAUAAACGUAUUCAUACUGGAGAGAGACCGCACAAGUGUAAGAAAUGUGGGACAUCGUUCACAACAUCGUCCCAUUUACGCAGACAUAAACGUAUCCAUUCUGGAUAAAGACUUUUACGUGCAAGACAUGUGUAAAGGCAUUAACACAGGCAUCCCAACUACAUGACCAUGAACGUAUACAUAUAGGAGAACGUCCAUAUGGAUGCAGAAUGUGGCCAAAUGUCUUCAGAACAACGUAAAGUUUUCGUGGACACAAGUGUU